Lethenteron reissneri (Far Eastern brook lamprey) is the source of this 11900-nucleotide messenger RNA. RefSeq names its product triple functional domain protein-like. Gene Ontology annotation, biological process: protein phosphorylation; axon guidance. Gene Ontology annotation, molecular function: protein binding; guanyl-nucleotide exchange factor activity; protein kinase activity. The record is from RefSeq and is a predicted model, not a curated record. NCBI's taxonomy places the organism in Eukaryota, Metazoa, Chordata, Hyperoartia, Petromyzontiformes, Petromyzontidae. Gene Ontology annotation, cellular component: extrinsic component of membrane; cytoplasm.
GGUGGGGGGGAGGGGGGGCAUGGCGCCCCGCCCGCACGCACGCCGCCGCCUCCUCCUCCUCCUCGUCGUCUCCCGUUCUCGGCCCUGGCGGGAUGGUAACGCGAGGAAGAGGAGGAUGGUAACGCGAGGAGGAAGAGGAGGAGGAUGGUAACGAGAGGAUGAUGGUAACGAGAGGAGGAGGAUGGUAACGCGGGCUCGCUGAGGCUGCGAGAGACGAGAUGAGCGCCGCGGAUGGAGGCGAGGAGGGAGGAGGCACUGAUGCCGACAUCGAGGUCUUCUACAGAGCGGGGGCCGUGGCCAACGAUGGACCAGCCAUGGACAGCGUGUUGCCCCUGCUCAAGGACAAAGUGGCCUAUCUCUCUGGUGGGAGAGAUCGGCAAGGAGGCCCCAUCAUCAUGUUCCCAGCGCGUGGCAGCCUGGAGCGGGCCCGGCCUGAUGAUCUCCGAGAGCUCAUCGCUUACCUGGCCAGCGUGCCCAGCGAGGAGGCGGGCCGGCGCGGCUUCACGGCCGUUGUGGACAUGCGCGGCUCCAAGUGGGAGGGCGUGAAGCUGCUGCUGCGGACGCUGCAGGAUGCGCUGCCCGGCCGUGUACAUGCAGCGCUCAUCAUCAAACCCGACAACUUCUGGCAAAAGCAGAAAACCAACUUCGGCUCCUCCAAGUUUGAGUUUGAGACGGCGCUGGUGUCGGUGGACGGGCUGGCACGGGUCGUGGACCUGGCACAGCUGACGAGCGAGCUGGACGGCUCGCUGGACUACAGGCACGAGGAGUGGCUGGAGAUGCGGGGAGCAGCCGAGCGACUGGCAGGACGAGCGCGCCACCUGCUGUCCCGCCUCGAGGAGCUGCAGGAGAUGCUGGCGCGCAAGGACUCCCCCGGGGAGCUCGAGCGGGCGCGGCAGCUGGCGAGCGAGCACGCCAGGCUCAAGCGCACGGUGCUGGCGGCGCCUGUCGAGGCCCUGGAGCAGGAGACGCGGCGGCUGGUGGCCCGCGUGCGCUCGGGCGACGCGCAGGCCUUCCCCCGCUGCAACCCCGACCUGCAGGCACUCGGCCCGUGGCUCGCCGGGCUCACGGAGCGCCUGCACACCACCCGCCAGCACCUGCACCAGGUGUGGCACGUGCGCAAGCUCAAGCUGGACCAGUGCUUCCAGCUGCGCCUCUUCGAGCAGGAUGCCGACAAGAUGUUUGACUGGAUCGAGCACAACAAGGAGCUGUUCCUCAAGAGCUGCACAGAGAUGGGCUCGGGCCACCAGCACGCAUCCGAGCUGCACACACAGCACUCCCACUUCGCCAUGAACUCCAUGCAGAACGCAUACGUGAACAUCAACCGCAUCGUUUCGGUGGCGGGGCGCCUCGCGGAGGGCGGCCACUACGCGGCCCAGCAGCUGCGGCAGACGGCCGAGCGGCUCCAGCGCGAGUGGAAGGGCUUCACGGCCGCCAUCGACGAGCGCAGCCUCCUGCUCUCCAUGUCCGUGCGCUUCCACCUGCGCGGCGACCAGUUCCAGGCGAACGUGGACGGCUGGUGCAAGGCGUGCGGCGAGGGAGCUCUCCCCAGCGACAUCCACUCGCUAGAAGCUGCAAUCUUGCGCCACCAGGGCCUCUCCGAUGAGAUCGGCCAGGCCUACGCGGAGGUGAGCAGGGAGGGUAAAUCUCUGCUGGAGAAGCUGCAGCGACCCUUGAGUCCCGGCAGUGCCGAGUCGCUCACGGCCUCUGCAAACUACUCGGGCGCCGUGCAGCUCAUCCUCGACUGCGUGCACGAGGCGCUGCACAAGCACCGGCAGCUUGAAGCCCUCUGCACGCUACGCAAGCUGCGCCUGCACCAGCGGCUGCAGCUUCUCGUCUUCAAGCAGGACGUCAGACAGGUGCUGGAGUGGAUUGACACGCACGGGGAGACGUUCCUCAGCAAGCACACUGGGGUGGGCAAGUCGCUGCACCGGGCUCGCGCGCUGCAGAAACGCCACGCCGACUUCGAGCAGGUCGCACAGAACACAUACGUGAACGCGGAGAAGCUGCUGGAGGCGGCGGAGGCACUGGCACAGAGCGGGGAGUGCGACCCCGAGGAGGUCUACUGCGCGGCGCACGCCCUGGAGGAGCGUGUGCAGGACUUUGUGCGCCGCGUGGGCCAGCGCAAGCUGCUGCUCGACAUGUCCGUGUCCUUCCACAACCGCGUCAGCGAGCUGUGGGGCUGGCUGGAGGAGGUGCAGCACGACGACGCCCUGGAGGAGGCCGGCGAGAGCGGCGACGCGGAGGCCGUGCAGGAAUUGCUCUCUGAUUGGCGGCGGCGGCAGCACAGCACCCUGGAGGCGAUCGCCAGCGUGGCACGCGAAGGGGACGAUCUCAUACAGCAGCUGCGGACGGGUGGAGGAGCGCCCCACGCCAGCUCGCUCGCGCACCUGCAGGCCGUGCGGCGGCAGCUGGAGGAGGCCACGGCCUCCAUGGAGGACUUCUUUGACGAGCGCGGUGUCCGGCUCCAGCUGCUGUUGCGCUUCCGCUCGUUUGAGCGUGAGGCCACUGAGGUCAUGUCCUCGCUGUCGGUGUGGCACGAGGAGAUCGAGCGCCGCGCCACCGAGUUUUCCACCGAGGACCCCACGGAGGCCGAGCGCCGGCUGCGCUUCCAUUCGGACAAGUCACUGGGCCUCAACAACCUGGCGCUGGACCUGCUGGCGCAGGGGCAAGGGCUCAUGCAGUGCAUGCUGGAGGAGCAGGCCGCAGGCCUGGAGGUGGUCUGCGAAGGGGACGUGGAUAUGUGUGUGCGAGUUCAAGAGCUGCUCCAGUGCGUGCAGGAGCGCAGGCUGCAGCUGGAGGGGAGUGCAGACCUGCACCGCCAGCGCCUCGAGCAGUGCCUGCAGCUGUGCCAGCUCCAGGAUGAGGUCAAGCAGGUGUUGAGCUGGAUCCGUAAUGGGGAGUCGAUGCUCAACGCUUCGCUGCUCUCGGCCUGCUCGCUGGAGGAGGCCGAGUCGCUGCAGAGGGAGCACGAGCACUUCCAGGUCGCUAUCGAGUCGCUGUUUCCCGACCGCUCCCUGCAGCAGACGCACCAGAGCGCGCUGCGCGUGCAGCAGCGGGCCGCCGCCCUGCUCGGCUCGGGCCACUACGCCACGGACGCCGUGCGCUCGUGCGCGGAGAUGGUCGCCCAGCACUGGCAGCGGCUGCUGCUGAGGGUGGAGGACCGCCUCAAGCUCGUCACGGCCUCGGUCGCUUUCUACAAGACCUCGCAGCAGGUGUGCUCCGUGCUGGACAGCCUGGAGCAGGAGUACAAGCGCGAGGAGGACUGGUGCGGGGGCUCGGACAAACUGGGCCCUGGCGCCGAGAACGAUCACGUGGAGCCCAUCAUUCACAAGCACCUGGAGCAGAAGGAGGCCUUCCUCAAGGCCUGCACGCUCGCGCGGCGCAACGCCGAGGUCUUCCUCAAGUGCAUCCACAGGAACAGCGUGACGCAGCCCGGCUUCCUCAGCCCCGCCCGCGGCCCUGAGCAGCAGGUCAAAGUGAUCCUGGGGGAGCUGCUGCAGAGAGAGAACCGCGUCCUGCAUCACUGGACGGUCCGAAAGCGCCGCCUGGAGCAGUGUCAGCAGUACGUGCUGUUCGAGCGCAGCGCCAAGCAGGUGCUGAGCUGGAUCCACGACACGGGGGAGUUCUACCUCUCCACGCACUCGUGCACUGGGCAGACGCCCGACGAGAGCCGUGCCCUGCUGCAGGAGCACGACAGCUUCUCGUCCUCAGCCAAGGAGGUGCGUGAGAAGGUGGUGCUGCUGGUGCGGCUAGCAGAGUCUUUCCUGGCCAAGGGGCACGCUCACGCCGUCGACUUCCGCCAGUGGGUCACGGCCGUCGACAAACGCUACCGCGACUUCUCCUGCCGCGCCCACAAGCACCGGGCCGCCUUGGAGGCUGCACUGGGCCUCCCGCCACAGAACGAUCGCGAUCUGCAGCUUGACACAGUCCCAUUGGGGUUGGCCGAGUCGGGGGGUAAGCCUGAACCGGCCAAUCAGAGCCUGCGGCCAGAGAGCAGCCCAGCAUGCCUCACGGGGCCAGAGGUCAAGCUGCGAGACGCCAGUCACGAGCUCAACGAGGAGAAGAGGAAAUCGGCGAGACGGAAAGAGUUCAUCAUGGCGGAGCUGCUGCAGACGGAGAAGGCCUACGUGCGAGACCUUCACCAGUGCAUCGAGACGUACCUGUGGGAGAUGACGAGCGGCAUCGAGGAGAUUCCACCGGGAAUCGUCAACAAGGAGCAGCUCGUGUUCGGCAACAUCCGCGACAUCUACGACUUCCACAACAACAUUUUCCUGAAAGAGCUGGAGAAGUACGAGCAGCUGCCGGAGGACGUGGGCCACUGCUUCGUCACCUGGGCGGACAGGUUCCAGAUGUAUGUGGCUUACUGCAAGAACAAGCCCGACUCAAGCCAGCUCAUCUUGGAGCACGGGGGCACCUUCUUUGAUGAGAUCCAGCAGAAGCACAGUCUUGCAAACUCCAUCUCCUCGCAGCUCAUCAAGCCCGUGCAGCGCAUCACUAAGUACCAGCUGUUGCUGAAGGAGCUACUGACGUGCUGUGAGGAGGGCACGGGCGAGAUUAAGGAGGGCCUCGAGGUGAUGCUGAGCGUCCCAAAGAAAGCCAAUGACGCCAUGCAUCUCAGCAUGCUGGAAGUGUGCACGGGUCUGGAGGAGAGUGUGGCCGCUCAGGGGGAGCUGCUGCUGCAGGAGACGUUCCAGGUGUGGGACUCGCGUUCUCUGCUGCGCAAGGUCCGGGAGAGGCACCUCUUCCUCUUCGACAUGGCCCUGCUCUUCAGCAAGGAGCAGAAGGACUCCUCGGGCAGGAGCAAGUACCUCUACAAGCACAAGAUUCCUACGUCGGAGUUGGGGGUGUCGGAGCACGUGGAGGGGGACCCCUGUAAGUUCGCGCUGUGGGUCGGCCGCACCCCCACGUCAGACAACCGCCUCGUCAUGCGGGCGUCCAAUCUGGACACAAAGCAGGAGUGGGUGAAGCGCAUCCACGAGGCGAUCCAGGAACGCACGUUGCACCUGAAGGGGCCGCUCAAAGAGCCCAUCCAGGUGCCACGUACUCCUGGGGCCAAGCACCGCUCCAGGGAGGGUGGAGAGGACGCAGACAGCCUCGGAGAGAGCAGCAGCCAGCCAGACACCGCCUCUCUCACGUCCCGCAACUCCCAGCUCACCGUGGACAGCGACCGGCUGUCGGGUGGCUGCGAGAUGACGGUGGCAUCGCAGGACUUCUCUGCGGCCAGCUCGGGGGAGCUGAGCCUGCGCAAGGGCCAGGUGGUGGAGGUGCUGGAACGAGGACGCGAACGUGCAGACUGGUGCCUGGUGCGCGCCGGCGAGGGCAGCACGUCAUCCGAGGGCCUCGUGCCCUGCGCCGCGCUGAGCCUGCCACCCUCGCGUAGCAGCCUCGACAUGGACGGCCUCUCCUCCUCCAGCAAGGGCGAGGCCGCCGGCAGCCAGGAAGGCAUCUUCUCCCCGUCACUCACGUCCCUGCAGUCCCAGGCGACGGCCGCCGGGGGGGCGGCGUCGGGAGGCCCCGCGGGCCACGCGACCUCUCAGGCCGCGCAGCGAGCGGCCGGGGCGGCGGCCUCGACCCCCCAAGCGUCCCCCGCGGCGCAGCGCGGCGGCAAGGCGCUGCGCAAAUGGCUCAAGAGCCCCGUGCGACGCCUCAGCAGCAGCAAAGCGGAAGGGGGUGGCCGCAAGGGGGCCGCAGGCAAAGCGGCCAAGAAAGGGGGCCGCAAGGGAGAGGAACCCGCAGGCCUGGAGAAUGGAGGUGCCAUGCUCGACGAGGGACCUGGGAGUGUGGUGGAUGAGAAGAAGCAGUCAGUGUGGUCGACCAAGUCUUCAACAUGGGCCGGGAAGAAAGCCGCUGCUGGAGCCUCGAAGGGUGACUCCAUGGCAAUGAGCACGUGUGUGGAGGAGGAGGCCGAGGACGGAGCCGAGAGUCUGCCUCUGCCCCCACCCAUGGCCAUUCAGCAGCACAACCUCCUGCAGGAGCCCGCUUACCUGUCUGUCCCUGCCUCCUGUGGGGAGGCCCGAACCCCGGCCGGCGAUCCCUCCCGCUCAGGUGCGGAGGAGCGGCCAAGUUCACUGGGACCGAAGAUGGCGGGGGGGGCGCCCCCCUCACCGGGUGCCGCCUCCCCGUCCUCGCCCGCGCCUGUGUGCCCCAGCGGUCGGGUGCUAGAGCAGCGCCGGUUGGUGCUGAAGGAGCUGGUGGACACGGAGGCAGACUACGUGCGCGACCUCGGCCUCGUGGUGGAGGGAUACAUGGCGCACAUGAAGGAGGAGGGCGUGCCAGAUGACAUGAAGGGAAAGGACCGCAUCGUGUUUGGCAACAUCCUGCAGAUCUACGACUGGCACCGCGAAUUUUUCUUGGCGGAGCUACAGAGGAGCCUGGAGCAGCCAGAGAGACUGGCCUCCCUCUUCAUUAAGCACGAGCGGAGGCUGCACAUGUACAUCGUGUACUGCCAGAACAAGCCCAAGUCGGAGCACAUCGUCUCCGAGUACAUAGACACCUACUUCGAGGACCUCAAGCAGCGCAUGGGCCACCGGCUGCAGCUCACCGACCUGCUCAUCAAGCCCGUGCAGCGCAUCAUGAAGUACCAACUGCUUCUCAAGGACUUCCUCAAGUACACACGUCGGGCGGAGCUGGACACUGUUGAACUGGAGAGAGCGGUGGAGGUAAUGUGCGUGGUGCCCAAGCGAUGCAACGACAUGAUGACCGUGGGGCGGCUGCAGGGAUUCGAGGGGAAGCUGACGGCCCAGGGCCGCCUGGUGCUGCAGGACACGCUGCUCGUGAGCCAGACAGAUGCCGGGCUGCUCGCGCGGAGCAAGGAGCGCCGCCUCUUCCUCUUUGAGCAAAUCCUCAUCUUCAGCGAGCCACUGGACCGCAAGCGCGGCUUCUCCCUGCCAGGGUUCCUCUUCAAGCACAGCAUCAAGAUAAGCCAGCUGGCCCUGCAGAUGGACGUGGAGGGCGACCCGUGUAAGUUUGCGGUGGCGUGGCGGAGCGGCGGUGGCGGCUCGGGGGGCGGCGAGCGUUACCUGCUGCAGGCGUCGAGCCCCGAGGCGCGGCAGACCUGGGUGCACGAACUCUCCCAGCUCCUUGAGACGCAGCACAACUUCCUCAAAGCGCUCGUAUCGCCCAUCGAGUACCAGAGGAGCCAGGGCAACGGCAACUACAACAGCCUGGGCCGGUUGCGCCCACCUGCGGGGUCCUCCCCCGUGCCCGGAGUCGGCGCCUCCCCUCGUCCCCUCUCCUCCAUGGCUGCCUACAGCGGAGGGGGUGCAGCGACGGUCAAGGGUUCUGGGGCUGAAGAGGCCCCCUCCCCUGUCGGGCGGAACACCUCUCUGCCGGCGCUCAACCACCUGAGCUUAAAAGAGAGCGACGGCCCUAUCACGGGCGCAUCGUCCGUGGGAACAGUGGGGUCCGGCGGCGAGGCCGUCGGCCACAACUCCGGCUUUCCCACGCUGCGCUCACCGAGCGGGCUGGAACACAAGGGCUCGGCCCCGGCGUUGCUGUCACCCGGCGCUGGCGGGGAGCCCAAGGAGCGAGCGGGGGCCACGGAAGUCCCGCACGGCAGCAUUCGGAGGACGGACAGCGGCCUGCAUGGCUCGUCCGGCUCGGGCACGAGCCUGGAGGAGGCCGAGACGCGCGGCGUGCAGGGCGUUGGAAACGCCAUGCCCCAGGGCAAGCCGCCACCGGGCAGUCCUCCGCCAGACGGGGGGUCCCCUCUCCGCUCCGCGUACUCCUCCCCGGCCCGUCUCCCCAGGGACCUAUCGCUGCCCCCGUUGAGCCCCUUUCCUCCACCCAGCCCCUCCUCCAGCUCCGGCAAAACCUCUUUCUGGAGCACGGACCCAGCGUCGCCGGCCAACCGGCAUGGGGUGUUCAGCUUUCCCGGCGACGGGGACUCGCUGCCGCGGCGCGCCAGGCGGCCACCUUCUGGCCGUGAUGCGGACAGACUCAGCAACUGCUCCACCACCAGCGAGCACUCGCUGCAGAGCACCGGGUCCCAGGGGGAGGACACCGGGAGCUCUGGCGGCGGCGGCGCCUGCAUGCUGGUGACGGCCGAUUACCGCGCCGUGCGCGAGGACGAGGUGAGCGUGGCCCAGGGCGAGGUGGUGCAGGUGUUGGCUACCAACCAGCAGAACCUCUACCUGGUGUACCGCGCCGCCACCCCCACCUGCCCCGCCGCGGAGGGCUGGAUUCCGGGCCACGUGCUGGGCCACGCGGGGCAAGGCUCCAGCGGCAGCGCCGCUAGGGAGGUCUCCAGCGAAUACGGAGUCAGGAAGUCCCCGUCGUGGCACGCUGCGUUCCGGUUACGCCGGAGGGAGAGUCGGGGCGAAGGUCGCUCGGAUGAGUCUCCACACAAGAGCCGCGACCCUCACCGCGUCAUCGUCAAGGACUCUCCUGUCUCUCCCGACUGCGAGUGGGACGAGACCCAGCCUAACACUAACGUGGAGUUGCUGAAUCCAAACGUCAUUUACGAAGUUGCCCCGGAGUUCCUUCACCCCGUGCAGGAUACAAGUUGUGGUAUUGGCGAGACAGCCACCCUGCGGUGCAAGGUGUGCGGCCGCCCGCGCGCCACCGUGGUAUGGCGGGGCCCAGGCCAGGCAAACAUCACUCCCAGCAACAAGUACACGCUCGCGUACAGUGACUCCGGGGAGGCGACGCUCAAGAUCCACAGCGUGAUGCCGCAAGACGGCGGCCUCUACUCCUGCGUGGCCAGCAACGACGUGGGAGCCUCCACCUCGUCGGCAACGCUCCGCGUGCAGGGGGUGCCGGGAGCUCCGGGCCGCCCCGUGGCCCAGGAGCGGAGCAGCUCCUCUGUGUUCCUGCGGUGGCCGGCGCCUGCCAGCACCGGCAACUGCCCCAUCUCAAGCUACACCGUGGAGUACCGCGAGGAGGGCAUGCCAGGCUGGCAGCACGUGGUGACCUCCACGCUGGAGACCUUCCUGCUGGUGGAGGAGCUCAGUGCCGGUGGGCAGUAUCAGUUCCGAGUGAGCGCCAGCAACCCAUGGGGGAUCAGCUCGCCCAGCGAGCCGUCCACGUUCAUCGCCCUGCCCAGCGACCCAGAUGCCAGCAGUGAUGGAUUGCGUACGGUCUGGAAGGACAACUUCGACAGCACCUACGCCGAGCUCGCUGAGAUUGGACGGGGCCGGUUCUCGGUGGUGCGACGCUGCCUGCAGAAGGGCAGCCCCCGGGAAGUGGCGGCCAAGUUCGUGAGCAAGAAGCUGAAGCGGAAGGAGCAGGUGGCGCACGAGGCGGCCGUGCUGCGCAACCUGCAGCACCCGCAGCUGCCGUCGCUGCUGGACACCUACGAGACGCCGUCGAGCUUCGUGCUCGUGCUGGAACUACUGCCGGAUGGUCGUUUGCUUGACCACGUGGUCCGACAGGGAGAGCUGACGGAGGAGAGCGUGGCGGGCUACCUGCGGGACACCUUGCACGCGCUGCAAUACCUGCACAAUUGUCGCAUUGCCCACCUGGACAUCAAGCCCGAGAACCUCCUGGUGGAGGUGUCGGGCCCGUCCGCCGUGCGGGUGAAGCUCGUGGACCUGGGCGAGGCAGUGCAGAUCACCACGCACUACUACGUGCACGUGCUGCUCGGCAGCCCCGAGUUCGCCUCGCCCGAGGUGGUGCGCGGCCAGCCGGUGGCGCUCAGCACCGACGCGUGGAGCCUCGGCGUCCUGGCCUACGUGCUGCUCAGCGGCGUGUCGCCCUUCCUCGACGAGAGCGUCGAUGAAACCUGCCUCAACAUCUGCCGCCUUGAUUACAGCUUCCCGGAGGAGUACUUUGCGAGCGUAAGCGAGGAGGCGCGAUCGUUCGUGCGCCUCCUGCUGCAGGGUGACUACACGCGGCGCCCCCCGUGCUCCGCCUGUCUGCUCGAUCCCUGGCUGCAGUGCCCGGGCUACGCCUACCCCGGCGCGCUGCUGGACGUCGCCCGUCUCGCCGCGUUCAUAGAGAGGCGGAGCCAUCAGAACGACGCGCAGCCCAUCAGCCCCGUCACCGACUACAUGAUCAGCCGCGCCACCAUCCGGGCGUAACGACCCGCUUGGCAGCCGUCGAGUGUGGGUCCCGGGGCCUGGGCAGUGGGGGGGUCCUUGGGUUGAGCAUCGACCUUUAGGCCGAGCAGUUUAAAGGUCGUAAGGCAAAGGAAGCAAUAAUAAUAGAAACCAGUUUUCAAAAGUUUGAGCAACCGAAAGAGGUUCUACCUGAGCCUUGACAUACUUUUACAUUUCGUUUCUUACAGCCAGUCCACCCUCGGGCAAAGAAAACCAAUGCAAAUGCAACACUUGGCCGCUCAUUUUUUAAGGGGGAAACAUUGCACAGGGCUCCCUCUCAAGUGAACUAUUUUCCUCGGACAACAGUUUUGUACAGAAUGUGGACACGGUUUAAAAGCCAAAAACUACCAGGAGGAGCAGUAGGGCUGCAUGACGGGCAUGGAGGUAACCAAGCCCACACGGGGCCCGGGUGGCAGGCGAAGGCGGCACGCGCUUCCACGCAUCCGAUGCAGGAAGGUGCCAGGGCUUGCAUGAUGUCCCGGGUCCACCUGGUGGUUUCGUUUGGUACAAUGGGCGGGUUACCUGGGCCAAACAGACCGCAUGCCUACUGGCUGCUUACCUAUGCGUGUGGGUGAAUGCAAAUGAGUGUGCGUAUGCAACUUUAUUCAUGCACACGUGUGCUUGCACGCAUGUUCAAGGCCACGUUGUUCAAUGCCAGACUGUUCAAUGCCAAGCUCCUGUUAGUGGAGUAAGCGAAAUCAACACACACAUCCACAACCCAAUCAUAACUACGAGAGAAGGUUGAGGCUCCAUGGAGCUACUCAAAGUGUAUUUAACAGUGUAUUUAACAAAUCCCUAUAGAGACCAGCUCCAAUGCAUUCAUAGUGUGGUUUCAGUGCAGGGCCACCUGUAUUACGGCAACACUGUUCACCUUCCCAUCUGCCCCUCAGGCCAGACAUGGUGGUGGCCUGAUGGGCAGGAAGGCCGAGUGCACCUGUACAGAGGCCAGGCCACGUUGGCGUGUUGACUAGGUGUUCCCCUACAACAACGCCUGAUGUUACAUGCCUGGGUGCGAACACCCGCAGCGUGAGUGGUAACCGGGCGUGGCUGUAAUCACGACGCGUUCUGAACAGACGGACGUACGGGCUAAGGGACCUGAAGUGAUUAAUAAAUGUAGUGUGUACUCUGCUCGUGCCAUGUGUUUGGAAAAAAAAAGAAUGUCUUAUGCAGUAACCAUAGCGUUUAGUGUUGUUUAACGGAAGGUGUUGGUACGCUUUGCGUUCCUCCUCCCCACGUGGGCGAUGAGUGGCGUGCGCCCCGCAUGCUCGCCCUCGCUGCCCCAUUCCACGAGCCGCGCCCCUUCUCCCCAGCUGUGGUACGUGUGCCAUGCGUGUGUGCCGUCUGUGCGUGCCAUCUGUACAUGCCGUCGUGUGUGUGUGUGCAUGCCAUGCCGAUUCCACCCCACGUGUGCGCGUGUGCCGUGGUCGCGUGUGCCGUGCGCGCACCAGUUUGUGCGCGCGGGGUUCUGUACAACCUGGCUGCCAAUCUGAAAAAUGUAACCUUUUGCAGGUUUAAGCUGUCGAGGCUCAAGGCCGAAAACCUAUUAUUCAGCCUUGUGUUUAGAAAGCAUAUUUUGCCAAAAUUAAAUGUAUUUUCGGCUCGGUGACCAGCUCUCUGAGCGUUUUAGACAAUGUUGUUCCAUGUGAGUGUACAAGCAUCGGCGUGCCCCGUGUGCCCUCUGUGUGUAAAUAGUGUGCGUUCUAUUUAAUGGCAGUCCUAGACCGUGGUGGGUGAGGUAGGUCGGCCGCGUGUGCGAGAUGUCCCCGUGCGGUGUACCGGGUCCCACCGGGGCCCUCGUGUGGUGCUGUGCGUACUUUUUAUCACCGUGAAUCUGGAGUAUUAAAGGCAAGCUUUACAUCCUAA